AUGCAGGGUAAAGGCGACAAGGGCGGUCUAUUGCGGCCGAUGCACAACCCAGGCCUGCUGAAGGCCAGCAAGAAGGGGGUCGAGGACUGGGCAGUCGGUGAGAAGUACAAGGUCAAUGAGGUGAUCGGUAAGGGCAGCUAUGCCACUGUCUGCGAGGCCACCAACACGGAGACCGGCCAGAAGGUGGCCAUCAAAAAAUUCGUGAACAUUUUCAGGAACGAGGUGUACGCAAUCCGGGUGCUGCGGGAGGUGGUGCUGCUACGAAACCUGCACCAUCCCUGCAUCAUCGACUCCCUGGACAUCAUCAUCCAGGGCGACAAGGACUCCUUUACCACGCUCUACCUGGUGCUCGAGUUCUUCCCGAAAGAUCUCAAAAAACUGUUCGAGUCCAAUGAGUUCCUCAGCGAUGCCAGUGUCGAGUCCAUCACCUACCAGAUCAUCACCUCGAUCAAGUACCUGUAGUCUUGCAAGGUCCUGCAUCGUGACCUCAAGCCUGACAACAUCCUCAUCAAGGGUCCUGAGGUCAAACUCUGUGAUUUUUCUUUGGCCAGGCCCAUCGACUAUGCCCGCAAGAAGAUCAAAUUCUCACAACACGUGGUGACCCGGUGGUAUCGUGCCCCAGAGUUGAUCCUGCUUCAGAGCGACUACGACAGUGCGAUCGAUAUCUGGUCGGUCGGCUGCAUCUACGCAGAGUUGCUCAAGAUGAUCAAGGAAAACUGUCCCAACAUCACAGACCGCAAGCCCAUGUUCCCAGGAGGCGCCUGCUACCCCUUCUCACCGCCUUCCAACCAGAUCUCCUAUGUAGAGCGUAAUGGAUUCCCGCAUUCCGUGAAUGAUCAACUGUACGGUCUGACCAGUUUCCGUAUCUUUGAGAUUAUUGGCACGCCUGAGGAGGAGGACCUUCCGCCUAAUGAGGACUCUCGGCGUUACAUCAGGUCUUUUGCGAAAACCCCGAAAAAAAACUUCCGAGAUAUCUUCCGGUGCAUUUCUCCUGAGGGCGAAGAUUUCCUGAACCGCUGCCUGCAAUUCAACCCGAAAAAGAGGAUGACCGUGUCCUAGGCCCUUGAGCACCCACUGUUCGACAGGGUCCGAGACACCAGAAAAUAA
Molecule: messenger RNA, 1107 nt
Organism: Hippocampus zosterae (dwarf seahorse)
Lineage: Eukaryota; Metazoa; Chordata; Actinopteri; Syngnathiformes; Syngnathidae
Biological process (GO): intracellular signal transduction; protein phosphorylation
Cellular component (GO): nucleus; cytoplasm
Molecular function (GO): MAP kinase activity; ATP binding
Source: RefSeq, a predicted model, not a curated record